CCCCGGCGGCCUUCCCGGCCCAGGGGGCGGUGCUGCGGCGGCACGGGGAGGGCUGCGGGGGCGGGACGCCGGGCGGAGGCGGUGCGGCCCGGGGCCCCGGGAGCCGAGCGGCGGGCGCCGGGCCGGCAUGGCGUGGCCGUGCAUCAGCCGCCUCUGCUGCCUGGCGCGGCGCUGGAACCAGCUGGACCGCUCCGACGUGGCGGUGCCGCUGACCCUGCACAGCUACUCGGACCUCGAGAGCGAGGAGCCGGGCCUGGGCAGCGCCGCCUCGCGCAGGGGCCGGUCCCCCGCAGACGCCCGGGACCGCGGCCGGGACGUGCCGCUCACUCAGUACCAGCGGGACUUCGGCGUGUGGACGGCGCCCGCGGGGCCCAGAGAUGCGCCGCAGGGGCGCGGGCCUGGCACGGGCAGCCGCAGGGGCAAGCCCCCCGCGUCCCCUGGCCGGGGCAUCUACGUGCUUCCCAUCGGCGACGCGGACGCGGCUGCAGCGGCGACCACGUCGUACAGAUACUGCAGGAGACCCCUUCGCUGCUGCCUGACCAGCUUCAGAAUGAAUGAGCGAACAGCCCAGCGGACGGGGAGCUCACUACCUAACCCACAGCCCACUCCUCUCUCUCUGGCAGCCCAUUCCCAAAGCCCUGACUUCGACCGAGUUAAAAUCUGCUUCCCCUUAACUUCCACCAGGUGGGCCUAGCCACAGGAGAGGUGCGUGCGGACCAAGCGCCUGAGCUCCCUCUGGCUGAAGCCCUCUGUGGAGGGUACUGUGGUGACUAUCAGGCAGGUGAGGACCCGUGUGGUGGUCCCCUCCACCGACCCCACCGAGUGACUGAAGGCCCCUGGCGUGGCUUUCACUGAGGACAGGGCUAUGACUCCUGCCCUGUCCUCACCCCUUCCACCUCCCUCCUCACCUCUGUCCCUGGACAAUUAUUUUUUUCUUUUUUACAAAAGUUCUACGUACUGUAGAAAAAUUUGAAAAACAGAAAUUACAAUAAAGAAAAUGAGUGUCCCCUAAACCCCACCCCAAACUGGUGGUUCUUUUUAAUCCUUUACAUAUAUCAAAGGGCAUGCACACUUGUAAUUCUUAUAUGGUUAGAUUAUUAUUGUACAUGUUAUUUUCUUCACCUCUUGUGGAUGGCUGUCCAUGUUCCUACUCACAUGUCAUUGGAUAUUUAGUGUUUUUCUAAUUCAGGGCUAUUAAAAACACUGUCCCUUUGAUCCGGUUACUUCACUUCCAGGAAUUUUCCCUACAAGCUUUCUUGGAUUGGGGUGGGAACUAAGGCUGCAACACUGUACAGUGGAAGGUGGAAACCACCCCACUGUCCUACAGAUGGAGGGGACUGGUUAAUUCUGCCCCACCACAGGAUGACUUACUGGGAAGCCCAGAAUGUACUGAGAAGGGAAGAGCUUCAGUAGGUGCAUGUCAAAAAGCAAGAUGCAGAACAGUAUGUCUGCUACUAUUUGUGUUUUUAAAGGGGUUUUGAUAUGUCCAUAUUUGCUCACAGAAGCACAGGGCAUCUCCGAAUGGAUGUGUGAGAAAAUGGUAACCUCUGGGGAGAGAAGGAUGGGGAAAGAGGGAUAGAGGCUGUCAUGGAUGGAAGGAAUCUGACUUUUCACUUUUCUCUGUCUCUUUCGAACUGGUCCUUUAAAAAAAAAGUACAAGUAUUAGCUUUUCAAAAAAAAAUUUUUUUUAGAAAAGAACUUCUGUAAUAAGCAUGUUUAUAGUUAAAUCCUUGGCCAUAAUUUUAGUAUAAAUUCCUACUUGUGG
Manis pentadactyla (Chinese pangolin) is the source of this 1765-nucleotide messenger RNA. It is a transcript of the gene MAP6D1, whose product is annotated as MAP6 domain containing 1. Bases 128 to 694 code for a protein of 188 amino acids. The transcript has 2 exons. Gene Ontology annotation, cellular component: cis-Golgi network; Golgi-associated vesicle; microtubule. NCBI's taxonomy places the organism in Eukaryota, Metazoa, Chordata, Mammalia, Pholidota, Manidae. The record is from RefSeq and is a predicted model, not a curated record. Gene Ontology annotation, molecular function: microtubule binding; calmodulin binding. Gene Ontology annotation, biological process: microtubule cytoskeleton organization; cytoskeleton-dependent intracellular transport; regulation of microtubule cytoskeleton organization.